Messenger RNA from Rhizophagus irregularis DAOM 181602=DAOM 197198, 413 nucleotides. NCBI's taxonomy places the organism in Eukaryota, Fungi, Glomeromycota, Glomeromycetes, Glomerales, Glomeraceae. The record is from RefSeq and is a predicted model, not a curated record.
AGAACAUAGUCUUAUCACGCUUCUCUCCCCAAAACCAUAUGAAAGAAUUUUAGAUUUAGGAUGUGGAGAUGGAAUGUUAACAUAUAAAAUUCAAGAAUCGUGUAAAGAAUGUAUUGGAAUUGAUAAAAGUCAACAUAUGAUCGAAGAAGCUAAAUUAAAUGGAUGUAAAGAUGUUAGAGUAGUUGAUUGUGAAAAACUAAUCGAAUGGGCUAAUAAUGAAGGUUUUGUUGGAUAUUUCGAUAGUGUGUUUUCGAAUGCUGGUAUGUAUUCUAAAAAGAAAUUGAACAAAAACGAGGAAGCCAAACUAAUUAAUCAUUGAUUAGCGCUCCAUUGGAUGAAAAAUCAAGAAGCUGUAAUUGAGGGAAUCGCAAAAUGUCUUAAGCCUGGCGGUAGAUUUGUGGCAGAACUUGGAG